AUGAUGGAUGAGGUGAAAAAGCAAAGCCCUCUAGAGCGUAGCUCCUAAUGGCAGAGAACAUGACCAGAAGUUCUUUAUGAAGAGAACUGGCCAACACAAGGACAUAGCAUUCGAUCUAGGAAAAAGAUAAUCAGUUCACAACAACAGACAAUAAGGCCUGGUAGUUGCUAACAAACUUUUUAAACAGGGGGCCAGUUCACUGUCCCUCAGACACUGUUGGGGGCUGGACUAUAGUUUGAAAAAAACAUGAACUUUUAUACCUCCAAAAUAACCCAUGCAAUUCGUGUUUGGGCAGCACAAGUCUACCUACUACUAUUCUCCUUCCCACACCACUUUUUUUUGGGGGGGGUCUGGCAACCAGCGCCCCAAUAUUUGGGGAAGAAGUCUCCCCCACUUCCAAACCACCUGCUACGCCGGCCGCAGCACCUGGGCGUUCAGCUGGUUAAGUUCAGCGUCUCCAGCACCGGCUUGCGCGCAAAGCUCAGCAGCCCCAACGUGCGCCCAGAUCCGACGCACUCGCCUCCCUGGCCUCCGGCACCCGGCUUCUCCCCACUGCACUCUGCCCCUGCUGGCACAGCCGCUUCCGCUUCCUGGGCUGCUACUACUCGCGAGUAAGGCCAGCUGGGAGGUCUCUGCCGAGGAAAGUGCACAGGAGUUGGCGGGUUGGGGGUAGAUGGGGGUGGGUGUCAGGCCUUGCGCUCCUGCCCUGCAGUCGGAUUGGGUCUACUCGGAAACAAGCCCCAUGGGUUUUCUUCUGGCAACUUACUUCCGAGGUAAGGGUCACUUGGAGCACGUCUAGUCCAUGGAAACACCUUGCCUCACUGGUUUUAAAUCACCACGCAGGGACUGACUGAGUGGGUGGCAAGGCUUCUGAAUGGCUGCAGCUUUGGCCAGCGGGCCAGAUUUAUGAGCCUGGCGGGCCGGAUCCAACCCACGGACCUUAGUUUGAGGACCCCUGUGCUAAAAGAUUCACAGCGGGGAAACUGCAGCAGUCCUAAAUGCAGAUAUUAUGGGGAAAUAUAACAAAUGCAAUUCCCAGCUGGGGCAGGAGAGGAGUAGCAAAACAAUUUUAAUUAGAUCUAAGAAAUAAGUCAUGAAACGAAUGAAACUUUUAGACAACAAUAACAGAGAGAGUUAACUAUUCUCUUGUACCCUGGGCUUCAGCAGGAUUGAGAAGUGAUAGCAACAGGUUAUCAGACAUCAAACCACCAAUGUGGUUGCAAAUUAUAAAUUGGCAGGGGCAUCCAAAGUGUUUCCCCAAAGAAUGAUUCCUACACGGCUAGGAAAGAGUUUCAUGACUUUAUGUGUAGGAGGAGAGUCAGCUAUUGUUUGUACACUCUUGUCAGUAUUUGCAUUAUGUUCUUGCCUCAUUGCAUCAGCUCUGGUACACGACUAUGUUUAAAAUAGACUCGUGUUGCUCAGCAGCAGAAAACAAAACAUUGUUCUUGCCAACACCAUUGGCAAACUGGAGAUAAUUUAAACUGAAGGGGGUUGGGGGGUGGAAUUAAACCCAAAGAGGUGGUCUUGUCUUUUCAAAAAUCCAAAAAGUGUACAGUCACUGUCAACCAAUAUGUUCUUUUUUCUUUAAAAAUAUUUUUUAUUAAGUUUUCAAUUUUACAUUUUCCAAUAAACAUUUUACAAACUUCAAAAUAUCCAAUGACUUCUCUUAUUCUCUUUCCAUGGUUCAUUUUACAUAUCAUACACUCCUGCAUAUUUUACUAUAAGCAUUCAAAUCAGUUUUCCACUUUUACAUCCAUCAAAAAAUAUUUACUCUGUUGAAUUUAUCUUAGUGCUGCCAGAGUUUUCAGGGGUCCUUUAGCUUUACCUUUACCUUCCCUGAACAAAGUGCCCACGGUCAUCUCCUUGAAACCGAGGAGGCAUCCACAGGAGGAAAUGUUGUAGUAAUUGGUGAUUUCAAUUACCCUCACGUAGACUGGCUAAAUGCAUGUUCCAGGACCAGUCACAACAAAGAGGCAACAUUUCUAGAUACCGUAAAAGACUGUGCCCUGAAACAGAGGGUAGUGGAAUUGAGCAGAGUGCAGGUAACACUUGCCUUAAAUUGCAUUAUUCUAGUUUGUAGCUAUUUUGCAGCUGGGAUCUCAUACUGGUAAAUUUCAGGUUGCACAAUUCAAGUAGAAUUGCUGCUUUUGUGCCGCAAAGCAAAAAGAAAACUCGCUUCUUAAAAAAAUGGACUUUUUUGCAGUAAGAAAAGUGAUGAAAUAACAUUGCUUUGCACAACGUCAUAUAACUUCACUGACUUAAGGUAGUAGCCUCUUCCACAUAUUUUCUUUCUUUCUUUCUAAUUCUUUAUUGAUUAAAAAAUUACAUAUCUAUACAAACAUUAUAUGCUAUUUUUUUACAUAUGAAGAAAAAGAAAAUUAUGUAGAGAGUAGAAAAAUUCUACAGGAACAAAAAAGAGGAAAAGAAAAAAAUAAAGAAAUAACAAAGAUACAAAGAAAAAAAUCAGAAGAGGAAAAGAAAAGACAAGACAACAUUAUUUACGCAAUAAAAGUGUUCAUCGACAAAAUCCUCCCCAUCCUUCUCAUUAUGCUGUAAUAUAUCCACAUAUUUUCUAAAUGAAUUCUACAUGUUAAGUGUGUGUUAAUAGCAAGCCUGAAGUUCUGCCUGAAGUUUCUUCGCUCCUUCUCUCUGCAGCACAGUCCAUUUCAAUAAUUCCGCAGCAGUUGGAGCAGGAGAAAGGGAAUUUUCAUUCAAACCAUCACGUUUCCCCAUGAUGAACUUUAGGAAAAUUUCUACGUUCACUUCUAAAUAUUGUUCCCGCAUACACCUGUCUCCCACACUUCCCAAACAAUGCAGUUGACCAAUCAGCUUCGCAGGAGCACUGUGAAUUCACUUUUGUUGAUAUGUAGCUAGGCAACGGGUCAGUGACAAAAGAGAACUUGCCAUUUCUGUAGCAACGCAAGAUGCUAACGUACUAAUUUCUUAAAUAAGAAAGGAUAUGCUAAGACCUAACGCUUUGUUUCUGCUUAUUCCUCGGUGUGCACAAAGGAAUCAUUAUGUGGGAGUUUAAGUACUGAGAUUUUAAGGUAAGAACAAGGAACAAAGAGAAGAAAUAUAACUACCAGGAGGUCAGCUCAAUAAAACAUAUCCCUGUUUUGGAUGAGGUUGAGCUAUUGAUCCCAAUGAACCUCUUUUAAUAGGUAUAGCAUGUUCAUAGCAUAGGAUUUAUUUUAUUUGACCAAUAUGUAUAUAAUGUUUGAUUAUAAAAAUAAUAAUCUCUAAGCAGUUUGCAACUAGUGAGAGGUUUACUCCAUUGCAAUAAAUUAAAUUGCAAAUUUGAGAUUCCUGGUAUUUUAAUAGGAUCACUGGUAUCUAUCUCAUGAAGUAAUAUAGGAAAACUAUUUGAGCGCUUUCAUGUUUUAUUAAUGAUCAAAAGGGAAUUAUUAUUAUUAUUAUUAUUAUUAUUAUUAUUCACUUUGCCACGCCAGAGGAAGCAGCACUGGCUCCUAGUAACUUUCAGUGCCAGAUGUAACAAACAGAAAAAAUAAAGUGUAAUCCUGAUCAUAUUAAGCUAGUGCAAAAUACAGAACUUCAUUUUUGAGCACUAUGUAACCUGAAACAUACCAUUGCCUUUUCAAUGGUAGAAAAGUUAUAAUACGAUCACAUUCGAAUGACAUGAAAAUAUAAGCUGAUAAACAAAUGUUUCACCAUGUUCACAGUGUUCAUAAUCAUCAGAAUUAGAACUAACAGCUCUUUGAAAGCGAACUCUGACAAUUCUGGCCACUGGAUGUAACUGUAAUGAUUUCCAGGGACACAUUUUUGCUAGAAAAGUCAGACACCAUGUAUUUGAACAUCAUGGUAAUUUUUCCCUAUUAUUUGUUUCAUUUUAUACUGCCAUGCAUAACAUAUUCUGAGAUUACUAAGAAGACUAGUUAAAUGAUUAUUUACAGUGUGUAUAUUUGUUUCCUUUCAUAUUGCUGUGAAUAUUUGGAAAUUAUUAAGAGGACUUCUUAAAUGAUUAUUUACAGUGUACACAGCAAGCAGAUCCAACACACACGCACCAUUUCUUCAUUAGAUAUUUAGCAAUUAAGUCUUUGUGUUUGUAGUCUGAAGAAGAACAGUUUGGCUUCCAACCGGAUGAAGUUGUUUAUUUUUGGCAAAUACGGAUUUUCAUUUAAUAUACCAUGCACAAUCUUGGUUGCAUCCCUUAAUGAAAGUCGCAGCAGAUGGAACUAUGAUAUACUUCUCUCUAAAACCUCAGAUUUUAGUGAGGUGCUGCUAUGUGAGGAACUGCAAGACAGGAAACAAGGGCCCUUUUGCAGUGAUGAAAAUUAGGAGCAAAGUAGAAGUUGCCCGCAGUGAAACUGUCAAGGCUUAGUGGGGAUGACUGAAGAUAUCUCUGCACCACACAUGAUCAAAUUCAGAAACCCCAUAAAAACAAGAAACAUUUCAGGAGACUCGACCUCCAUGAAGUAAAAGGCAUGUAACAUGGAUGGUUAGACCUUUAGAUGUAAUCACAGAGGUUGUUGUUGUUGUUGUUGUUAUCAUCAUUGUUGUUGUUGUGCCCUGCCCAUCUGAUUCAGUUGCCCCAGCCACUCUGGGUGGCUUCCAUGAAAUACAAAAGCAUGAUAAUGAUAAUGAUAAUAAUUUAUUUAUACCCCGCCCAUCUGGCUGGGAUUCCCCAGCCACUCUGGGCGCUCCCAACCAAAUAUUAAAAACACGAUAAAACAUCAAACAUUAAAAACUUCCCUAAACAGAGCUGCCUUCAGGUGUCUUCUAAAAUUCAGAUAGUUGUUUAUUUCCUUGACAUCUGAUGGGAGGGCGUUCCACAGGGCGGGCACCACCACCAAGAAGGCCCUCUUCCUGGUUCCCUGUAACCUCACAUCUCGCAGUGAGGGAACCGCCAGAAGGCAUCAAACAUUAAAAAGACCAAAAUAUAGAGAACACCGGCAAUUCAUGUGGUCCACGAAUCCCUACUCUGCCAUAGAAGAAACACAAUAUCACUUUGAGCCAUCCCCUCACCCUAGCAAAACUGCAUUCCUUCCUUUAUGGAACUUCUAAGUCAAUUCUGACAGUGGCCAAUAGUGUCACACUUGUCCUUUUUUCUUUUUUCUUUGUCUAAACACUGCUUAAAAACAAAAUUUAACAGCAUGUAUAAAAGAACAAUAUACAGUCGAACUUUGAAAGUCAAACAGAAUCUGUUCUGGAAGUCCAUUCGACUUCCAAAACGUUUGAAAACCAAAGUGUGGCUUCUGAUUGGCUGCAGGAAGCUCCUGCAGCCAAUCUGAAGCUGCGGAAGCCCCAUCGGACGUUUGGCUUCCAAGAGAACGUUAAAAAACCAGAGCACUCACUUCCAGGGUUGCGGCGUUCAGGAGCCAAAACGUUCGAGAACUAAGCUGUUCGAAAACCAAGGUACGACUGUAGUUAUUUUGAUGGGUCUAAACAGAGAUUUCAGUCUUCCUCAGCAACCCGCAGGAAAUAAUUAAAAUAAUCAGAGGCCUUUCAGCAAGGCCUUUUUGUAUCUUUAGCUACAUCUCAUGAUCUGAAAAAUCAAAGCAGCAAAAAUGAAGUUAUACUGCAUAUUUUUCCAGAGAGGAGAGGUACUGGCCAAUGUUUGUUUGAUUGUUUGCCAGUGUGGAAAAUCUGGACCUCUGAAGCUUGUGAAGUCAUAUUGAUGUAUCUGCAGAUAAGCAGCAAGAAACCAAUAAAUUUCCAAAAACAAAAGGAAGGAAUCUAAAGGCAGCAAUACAAAUUUUUCACAGUUAAAGCUGAAGGAGUUUUGUUUGUUUGUUUGUUUGUUUGUUUGUUUGUUUGUUUGUUUGUUUGUGCUUCUGUGCAAUGAUAUAUCAUGAUACUCCUAAAACACUUUAAGAACUUGGUUGUUCUUCCAUUCUUCAGUCUGAAGGCAGGUAAGGUGAACCCCCACUUAGGUAGGGAUUACGUUCUGGUGCCACACGCACAUAAGUGAAAUUUGCAAAAGUAGGGAGCACCCUCUAAAGAGCCUUUAAAUGAUCUCUCUGCUCCUCUCACUCCACUCUAGAUAAAAAAUACUGCAACUAAAAUAUCCACAACUGGAAUUGAAGCUCUGGGGCUGGCAGGAGGCUGGAGGAAGUGCAGGAACGCUGUUACUGCUGCACUACAAUGGUGCUGUGGUCUAAACCACUGAGCCUCUUGGGCUUGCCAAUUGAAAGGUCAGCGGUUCGAAUCCCCGUGACGUGCUGAGCUCCCAUUGCUCUGUCCCACCUCCUGCCAACCUAGCAGUUUGAAAGCACACCAGUGCAAGUAAAUAAAUAGGUACACCUGCAGCAGGAAGGUAAACAGCGUUUCUGUGCACUCUGGUUUCCGUCACGGUGUCCUGUUGCACCAGAAUCAGUUUAAUCAUGCUGGCCACAUGACCUGGAAAGCUGUCUGUGGACAAAUGCCAGCUCCCUCGGCCUGAAAGCGAGAUGAGUGCUGCAACCCCAUAGUCGCUUUUGACUGGACUUAACCAUCCAGGGGUCCUUUACUUUUUUACUUUUACAGUGCUGUUAGGCAUGGAGGCUGAGCAGCCUAAACAAAGCCCCGCUGUAUCACCAGUCUCUUCUCUGCUCUCACUGAAGCCCUCUUUUGGCUCUGGGGAGGGUCUCCCCACACGCCAUGAGGACAUAGCUGUCAACUUUCCCCCCCUUUUAAGGGAAAUCCUAUUCAGAAUAAGGGACUUUCCCUUUAAAAAAGGGAAACGUUGACAGCUAUGCAUGAGGACCCUCCAGCUCUCUCUCACCAUUUCCUGAUAUGAAUGUACCAUAUUUUUCGCUCUAUAAGACGCACCAGACCAUAAGACGCACCUAGUUUUUGGAGGAGGAAAACAAGAAAAAAAUAUUCUGAAUCUCAGAAGCCAGAACAAGAGGGAUCGCUGCGCAGUGAAAGCAGCAAUCCCUCUUGCUGUUUUCCCUUACUUUUUAGGAGGGAAAAAGUGAGUCUUAUAGAGCAAAAAAUACGGUAAUUAUUUCCCAGCGCCAUGCAUUUACACAGUCGCGCACAAGUAGGGGGUUGCCUCUAUUCUUUUCAAGGGGCUUUCCCUAACAAAAUUCCUAUUGAAUAGAAAUCAAAAUGGAUUGCGGGACUGUGGCUGAUCUAAUUACCUAGCGGGCACGACGACGUUUCUUUCAACCCAAAUCAGUGUUAAAAGGAUGCAGGACUGACAGAUGUAUUUCUGUGAAGCAUUUAUACCUGGUGGGAUCCUGAGAGAUGGGGGAAGAGAGAACCUCUUUUUUACAGAUAAUUUUUUUACAGAUCAAUGGAGGAAAAAAACUAGAGAGCCCUCAUGUGUAUGUACAUGAGUUUUAUAUCCAAAGACAUCCAUGAAGCAAACAAAAGAAUCCUUUUCCUGUGGAGUUUUCCCUCACAUGAAAUCUAUACAUUUUAGCCGACUGUCAUAUUUCCUCUCGCCCCUAAGCACUUGACCAAACCAUUAGGAUUACUGCUUAGAGAAAAGGCUACUCUUGGAGAUUAGUGAGAACCAUAUUGUGAGAGACUUUGAAAAGAUUAAUGGAAAUUUAAACCACAGGAGAGCUCUUCCUCAUAGAAUAUUUUUUUUGAAAUGUAGAUGAACUAAAUUUGGAUUAGUUGCUCUUCGGUUGUGAGAUAUUACAUAUGAAGUAGCGCCUUCUGGCAGCAUCUAGAUGAGCUUCUGUAUUUCUAUGCAUUGUCUUAUUUGGAUCCAGAUAGUCCAUUACAUUGAAAUUUAUUUUCAUUAAAAGCACAUGGUUUAUGAAUUAAGGCCAUCGCGGAGGACUGCUGAUGGCUCAAGCAUUGUCCAAAAGAAGAAUGAUGACCCAUAUUUGGCUACCGCUCACUUUUGUCUUCACGUUCAGAAAGAAAGCUACACUUUGUCAUGCCUUUUAUAGAGAAAAGUUAAUUUACUUUUAAAAACCUUAUACGCUUUCUAGUCGACGGGGAACAUGAUGGAGGGUUUCAGAUUUACGGAUGUGAACUUACAGGACAUUUCCAACUUGGCAGAAAGGAAAAGAGACCAAAUGGUGUAAUCCCCCAAAUAAAGCAUAAAUCUAUUAUGAAACGUAUCCAGCAGAGAUCUUGGAAGUCCAACAAGAGGCUAUAUUGUUAACAGGUUGUUUAUGGUUUCUCUUCUUGACUGAUUCAUAGCUUGACUCAUUCAACAUUCUUUACUGCAUUACUGCUUGAAAUUAUUGUAAAGGGGAACAGCUUGAUCAUCCAUGAUACACAUCUAUCCAUGGAAAAUGGACUGGUGGAUAAAGCCCUAGCUGGGUAA
Molecule: messenger RNA, 8230 nt
Organism: Podarcis lilfordi (Lilford's wall lizard)
Lineage: Eukaryota; Metazoa; Chordata; Lepidosauria; Squamata; Lacertidae
Source: the annotation of a GenBank genome assembly